Molecule: messenger RNA, 4317 nt
Organism: Leishmania mexicana MHOM/GT/2001/U1103
Lineage: Eukaryota; Euglenozoa; Kinetoplastea; Trypanosomatida; Trypanosomatidae
Product: ML protein
Exons: 1
Coding region: 1-4317 (1438 amino acids)
Source: RefSeq, a predicted model, not a curated record
AUGGUCUCCGAUGGGGCACAGAAGAGUGGGCCAGUACCAGGCGACCACGUUGACCAGCUCCUGGAGGAGUACCUGCGAGUCAUCAACGACAAGGAUGACCAGCUUCACCGUCUGCUCCGACAACUGCAAGAUCAAGAGGCAGUUGCCGGGCAGAGGGAGGAGAACCACACCGCGAAGCAGAGACAGCUUGCGGAGCAGCUGCAGAGCAAGAGCAGAAAACUGAAGGAGAUGCAGGCGCAGUCCGCGCGUGAUGAGGAGACGGUUCACAAACUCGUGCUCAACUCGGAGGCCCUCAAGAAGCAACUGCAAGAGAGCGAGGAGCGCGCCAAGGACCACGCGGUAGCGACAGCUGAAGCUGCGGCAAAGCUUCACCGACUGGAAUGUGAAUUAUCCGACGCCAAGGCCACCCUUGCGGCGGUACAGGCCCAAAAAACGAAAUGCGAUGAGGGGUGGGCGGCAACCCAGCUGCAGUUGGAGGCGCAGACCGCCGCUGUCGCGAACCUGAAGAGUGAGCUGGAGGUAGCUACGCGGACGCUGGGUGAGGCUCGGUCACAUGCGCAGCAGCUGCAGGCGCGCAUCCAGGAAAUGAUGCCGAUUCACGAGCACACGUCGGCGCUCGCCGCACUCGAGGCAAAAUCGGCGAGCGAGCGUUUAAAGAGUAAUCAAGAGAUAGAAAAGCUGCAAGAAGCGCUCUCUAGCAGAGAAAUAGAUCACCGCACAGCGAAGCAGGCGCUUCGGAAAGCGCAGCAAGACGUGGAAGAGUUGACGGUCCUGCUGCAGACCGCCACGAAAGCGCUCGAUACCACGAAACACCAGCUCACGACGAUGGACUUGACGAAGCAGCAGACAGAGCGAGAGCUGCGCGAGGAGGCGGCGCGGUGCCGUCGAGCGCAGAUGGAGUCUGCCGAGCGCGUUGGUGAGCUGGAGCGGUCCUUGGCGCGGUCGAAAGAGGCGCUCCAGCGCACCGCGGCGGAGCUGCAGGCAGCCUGCGCUCAACACGAGCGCUACAAGGCUGUAUCGGAAAAGGCGCACGAGGGGGUGCAGGCACAAAACCGCACGCUGCAGGAGCAGCUGCGACAAUCUCAGGAUGAUGCGGACCGCGCGCGUCGGCUACUCGAGACACGAGAGCGGACGAUCAGCGACGGAGCCGACGCACUAGCUCGCGCUCGUGAGGAGGCCACUCGCACGCAAGCAGAGCUGCGCGAGAAGCUGGCUACUGCCACAGCAGCCGCGGCCUCGCGAACUGAGGAGCGUGAUCGUCUGCAGCACGAACUGAGCCGCGCGCAGUCGGAGCUGGCGGAUGCGCAACGGCGCACUGCUGCCGACGAGCAUAGCCUGUCGCAGAAGCUGGAGGAGCUGCAGGCUGGCGUGCAGCGUCUGCAUCUGCAGCUGCGAGACAAGGAGGAGGAGACGCGCCGCGCCGAGCUCGUCCACGGCAAGGAGCUGCAGAAGCUUCAACACGACCACGCAUUCGGCAUAGAAGACAUGCGGCGCCGCCACGAGAGCGAGGUGCAGGACUUGCACGCGCGGCUGGAGCUCGCACGCACGGAGCUAAGUGAGAGGGCGGGCGGAUCGAAGGGGCUGGAGAAAGAACUCCAUCACGUCGCGGAGGUGCGGCAGAGCAUGCGGAGCGAGAUGAGCCGCCUGCAAAACACCAUCGAGGCGAAGGAGACGGUCAUUCAGAGCCUACAGCGGGAGGCCGAUAAGCAGCAGGCAGAGGUUGCCCAGCUCACGCAACGCUUAGCAGCGCACGAGAGGAGCGAAGACGUCCUGCGGCAGCGCAUCGAGGAGGCAGAGCGGGCUCAACUAGACUCCAAGGCAGCAAGAGAGAGAGCAGAGGAGGGCGUGGUGGCCAUCAGGAAAACCGCAGAGGUGAGCGCCGCCACCCUUGCUGCAGUGGAGACCCAGCUACGCGAGAAGGACGGCACCAUCGCCGCCCUCCGUCUGGAGGUGAGGGAGUGCGUAGAGGCGAAGCAGAUGGCCUUCAAGGAGGUCAUGCAGGAGAAGUCGAACUGCGACAAGCUAGCACUCUCCCUGAAGGCAACGGAAGAGCGGGUUGACAAGGUUGAGAUGGAACUGCGCGCCGCCUUGCAGGAGCAGCAGCGGUUACAGCGUUGCGUCGACGAGAAGUCGAAGGAGGUGCGGCGCCUCAAGGAGGAGGGGGAACAGCGCGAUGCAGAGUGCGCACGCCUUGCACGCCACGCAGAGGAUGUGGAGUCGCUCGCCAAGCGCACUGCUGAGGAGCUGCGCCAGACAAUCCAUGAGCGUGACGACACUAUUCAGCGCCUCCGCAGCGAACAGGCGACAGUGCUUCCCCACCUCAACGAAGAGAAGGGCAAGAGUCUUGUUCUGCUAGAAAAGCUGCAGCAUCAGCAGGAGCUUAGCCGCAUGCACAUGGACAACGCCCAGCAGCGCAUCCGCAGCCUGGAGGAGGCCGUCGCGGCGCGAGAGGCGGAGGUGGGCGCGCUUCAAUGCGACAAGGCACGCGCCGAGCAGCAGCUGCUAGAGGUCCAAACACAAGUGGCGACGCUCACGGGCACCCUAGACAGUCGGGAGCACAAGUACCAGCAACGCAAGGAGGAGGUCCAAAAGGCGCUGCAGCAGGUGGAGGAAGUCAAGGCAGCUACAGUGGUGACGCUUGAGCGUGCCGAGGAGCAGACAGCCGCCGCCAACGCGAUUCGCGAGAGAUACAAGGCAGAAAAGACGAAGAUGGAGGUGCUCUUGCAGCGCAUGGAGGAGCGGGUGCGGGCCUCGGUGAAGCGCGAGAAGGAGGAUCGUCAGCGGGAAACCGACCUGAUCGAGAAGCUCACAGAGACGGAGGAGGCGCUGCGGCGAGCACAGUCCACCGUGGACUCACGUGUCAGUGAGGUGAAGGCGCGUUACGAGGAGAUGUGCCGCAAACAGAAGGAGUCAUUCUGCGACGCCACGAACGAUGCCAUGGCUGCCGAGAAGCUCGCGACCUCUUUGCAAAUGCAGCUGCACGAGGCGCAGCGCAGAGCGCUGUCUGCAGAGGGUAGCUACCGUGAGCUGCAGCGCCACGUCGCAGCGUCCCGAGCUCUGGCACUGGAGGAGUACGCGGAGGAGGCAACGGAAAUGAAGCGAGCGUGCAUGGACCUUGUCCUACGUGCGCACAGCGGCACCGUGUCCCGCGCUGCAAGCGUUGCCAGGGACAGCUGGUCUGUUGCCCAGAAGACAGCAGCUGAGCUCUGCGAAGGCGCGAGGGACACGGAGCGGCAGCUGGCCCGCCUUCAGUUGAGACACAAGGCAGAGAUGCGAGCCGUCGAGGAGGCUCACCAUCGGCGGAUGGAGGCUGCCGCGGCAGAGCACCACGAGGAAGUUGCGCGUGCUCAGAGAGAGCUGGCUGAGGCGGAGCGGUGCGUGCUGACGCUUAAAGAAGCAGCGCAGCGCACCGACGACGACCGAGAGCAGCGCAUGCACGCCUUGAAGGACUCUCUGGAGCGCGCGACAGCGUUGCUGGAGAUGGAGAAGCGCCAGACGGCCUCCCUGCACGAGAGGAUUGCCUCGGAUGAGGCGAAGCGCAGCAGUGAUGCGCGGGCUGCCGAGGAGGAGCGUCGCAGCAUGCAGCACCAUUACGACAAGCUGAAGCGUCAGCUGGAUGAUCGAGUCGUGGAGCAGAAACACAACGAGGACGAGCUUCGGGAGCUGCGCGCGGAAGUGGCCGCGCUGCAACGCGUGCUGGGUGAGAAAACCCGGGAGGCGAAGCAAGAGGCCGACCGGGCGACUAAGGAACAGGAGCGGCUGGUGGCCGCUGUUGAGGCCCGCGAAGCCGCCCAACAGCGCUGCGACGAGCUGCAAAAGCAGAUGAACUUCAUGCGUGGCCAGCUAGAGACGGCGCGGCUGAAUCACGAGCGCGUCGUCACCGAGCAUCAGGCGACCCAGCGGGGCCGUGAUAUGCGACUCGAGGCAGCACAAGCAGAGCUCGCUACUGCCGUUGCGGAGAGGCGCAGGUACCAGCGCGAAGUGGAGAGCCUGGAGCAGCGGGUGAAGGAGCUGACGAAAGAGGUGCAAACUCUGCGCCAGCACGAGGCAGAAAUCCUCGGGCAGCUGCAGUCAUACAAGGCGGAGGCUUCAGCGCUGCGUGAGCGGUGCGCGAACGUGGAGUCGCUCAAGAACAUUAGCGAGGCCUCCCUCGCCGAAACGCAAGCGCGCGAGCGCGACCUGAUGGAGAAGAUCGAGGAGCUGCGCAAUGCUCAGCAGCUCAUGCAGCUGUGCUUUGACAAACAGCAGGAGCAGCUGGAAGUGGGCCGUCGUCUCCGCCAGCAAGACGCGCUGCAGGGGUCGCGGUUUCCCUCGUAG